Molecule: messenger RNA, 807 nt
Organism: Adineta steineri
Lineage: Eukaryota; Metazoa; Rotifera; Eurotatoria; Adinetida; Adinetidae
Source: the annotation of a GenBank genome assembly
AUGAACAAUUACCAACGAUUGUACAGACAUUGUACCUUUCGUUUUAUCAUCAUAAUUUUACAGUUAAUAAUUAUUUUUAUUUUAAUUCGACGAGAUUUACGAGAAUCAUCAUUCCCGAGGACACCAUUAUCUGAGAACAACAUUAUACAGACAAAACCAACGAGUGAAAUAUCACUAACACAAUUGGAUACGAAAUAUCAUACUAGUAAAGGACAAGUUCAUCGUUAUACUCGUUUCUAUGAACAUUAUUUAAGUAAAUAUCGUAAUACUAAAUUUUCUCUACUCGAAAUUGGUCUUGGUUGUGGCAUGUCAUGGGGUGUAGGUGUGUCGGCAGCGCUAUGGCGAGAAUAUUUUGGUCCAACAGCUGAUAUUCAUUUUCUUGAGUAUGAUAAACAAUGUGGUGAAAAAUGGUUGCAGGGUCCUGGUCAAAAGUUGAAUGUAACAAUGCACUACGGUUCUCAAGAUGAUCGAUCAUUUCUUAAAUCUUUUGCUAAAAGUAAUGCAAACACUUUUGAUGCAAUUAUAGAUGAUGGUGGUCAUCGAAUGACACAGCAAAUCAAUAGUCUUAGUAUUCUUUUACCAGCUGCUCUUCGUUCGGGUGGUACUUAUGCUAUUGAAGAUAUUUAUACAAGUUAUUUAUCUGAAUUUGAUGGUGAAUAUUUAAAAGAAUCGACAUUAAUUGAAUUUCUUAAACAUCUUAUCGAUGAUAUUCAAUCAGGAUCCCCAACACAUAAGAACAGUACUCUUGGGCUACUACUUCAUUCGUUUGAAAUAAGUGAUAAAAUAUGUCUUUUCACAAAAAAAUAA